Molecule: messenger RNA, 1050 nt
Organism: Olea europaea var. sylvestris
Lineage: Eukaryota; Viridiplantae; Streptophyta; Magnoliopsida; Lamiales; Oleaceae
Exons: 3
Coding region: 1-1050 (349 amino acids)
Source: RefSeq, a predicted model, not a curated record
AUGUCGGUGGAUAUCUUAAUAAAGUGUCUUUCAACUUUUGGUGCCAUGUCGGGUCUCAAUAUAAAUGUUGGGAAAUCUUGUCUCUACACAGCGGGUAUUCAUGGUCAAGAAUUGGAGGAUAUCCUUGCACUAACUAAUCUUCCAGUUGGUACCAUGCCAUUUCAGUAUUUGGGCAUCCCACUUGCGGCUGAAAAACUGAAAGUGAGUUCUUAUGAUUCUUUCACCAAUAAAAUUUCUACUUAUAUUGGUGCAUGGUCGACUUCUUCUUUGUCAUAUGUGGGUAGAGCAGAAUUUGUAAGAGCCGUUCUACAAGGAGUGGAAUGUUUCUGGUUAUCCAUUUUCCCCAUCCCGGCUACGGUUACUUCAAAGAUUAUUAGUCUUUGCCGAAGGUUCCUAUGGGGAUCCAAAAAAUCGUUGGUUGCUUGGAAUCAAAUUUGCCUACCUAAGCAUGAGGGUGGGCUUGGUUUUAGAGAUAUCAAAAGUUGGAAUGCCGCACUCCUUUCUAAAACUCUUUGCAACAUUCAUAGCAAAAAGGAUUGUUUAUGGAUUAAAUGGAUAAAUGAAGUACAUCUUCGAGGCUCGGACAUUUGGAAGUAUAAAGUGAGAAAAGGUGAUUCUCCACUACUUAAAAGGCUUCUGGAAAUAAGAGACACUGUUCGGGGUAAACUACAGACAAAGGACAGAUUAUGGUAUCUCCAGAUCGACCGAAAGUGCCCAUUCUGUGCACUCACGGAUGAAUCUACCCAGCACCUAUUCUUUUCAUGCCGAUUUUGUAGAGAAGUUUGGGAUCAUAUCCGGGAUUGGUUGGCUAUUCGGCGUAGCAUGUCCACCUUGUUGAGCUCAUUAAAAUGGAUGAAAAAGGAAGCUCGAGGUAAGAGUUGGCCUAGUAGAGCAAAACGUAUUGCACUUGCAACAACCGUGUACUACAUUUGGAUGGAAAGGAAUAAAUGUAUUUUUGAAGGUAUCAAGCCGCAAGUUGAAUCCAUUGGCUUUAAACCUUUGUUGGCACAUCUCUUUUCAUUUGCUCGCUCCCGGGUAUGCCCGGAGUAA